UUUCAAAACUGAAGAUCAUUCGACUUUCCAGAAUUUAUAAAAUAAAAGCAUUUGAUUUGCUUACCGGAACGUACCGUGUUCUCAAGUUACGAGAAAGUAAUUCCUUUUUCCAGUCUAUAGUCUAUAUAUAGUAUAGAUAAUUUUAUGUCUAUGAGCUGAAUACUUUCACAACAAAGUCAAAGUUUGUCACUUAGUCUUAGCCACACUUGUUUGUAUUCUAUAAUAAUACUACUAGACAUGCCAACAGAUGAAGAGAUUCUAGUUGAAAUGGGAUUCCCAAUGCAUCAGGCACAAAGAGCCCUUGCUAACACUGGCUAUAAAGGUGCACAAAUUGCAAUGGAUUGGUUAUUAGCCCAUUCUGAUGAUCCAGAUAUUGAUGAACCCUUUGAAUUACCAAAAAGUUAUACAUUAGGUGCAAAUACCACUGGAAGUACAAACAUUGAGCAGGGGAAUGAUCCUUUGGAAGCAAAAUGCCUCAAAUGUGAAGAAUGUGGAAAACUUUUAAAAACAGCAAUGGAUGCACAAGCGCAUGCUGCACAUUAUCAGCACACAAAUUUUUCAGAAAGCACUGAAGAGCUAAAGCCGAUAACUGAAGAAGAAAAGAAAGAACAGCUGUUAAAGUUACAGGAAAAACUGAAACAAAAGCGAUUUGAAAAAGAAGAAAUGGAGAAGAAAGAACAAAUACAGCGUGAAAGGAUUAGAAGAAAUCAGGGACGUGAUAUAUCAUUAGCAAAACAGAAACUUGAAGAAGCUGAAAUGAAAAAACUUGCAGAUGAACGAAGAAAGGAAAAAAAUGAAGAAAAAAAGGCUAGGCAAAGAGUUAAGGAUCAAAUUGAGAAAGACAAGUUGGACAGGGCUUCUAAGGCAAUAAAAGAAAAAGAAGACAUUCAAUCAAGUUUACUCUGUAAGGUUUCUAGUGAGUGUGCAUCAAAUUUAACUGCUCUGAGUCAAAAAGAUUAUGCACAAUGUAAAUUACAGAUUCGACUGACAAACGGUGAAACCUUAACACAAACUUUUGGUGCUAAGGAAUCACUUAAUGCUGUAAGAUUAUACAUAGAAAUGAAUAGAACUGAUGGCUGCGAUCCAUUUUCUCUUAUGACUUCAUUUCCUAGAAAGAUUUUUAGUAUUAAUGAUAUGGAGAAACCCUUGGAUGCAUUAGGUUUAGUUCCCUCAGCAGUAAUAAUAGUCACAAAACGCCAGUGAGAUUACGCACUAACAGCCUGCGACAGCUUUGAUUUCCUGAUUUGCUUACAACCUCUGUUUACUAAGAUAUUAUUAUUAAUCAAAUCACUUUUGCUCUUUUGGAAAUCUAGAUCUCUUAGUUAAAAAAAAAAGUUUGCUUUAAGAGUUUUUGAGUUCUUGAAAAUUGACUAUUAGUUACGCCUCUUAAUUGGUAGUUAGUUUUUUGGAUUAUGCAUACAUAAUUUGUAAUCUACAAAAAUUGACUUAUUAAAUUGUUCUUUUGUAUUU
This is a messenger RNA of Biomphalaria glabrata, 1470 nucleotides long. RefSeq names its product UBX domain-containing protein 1-like. Lineage: Eukaryota; Metazoa; Mollusca; Gastropoda; Planorbidae. The transcript is spliced from 11 exons. The record is from RefSeq and is a predicted model, not a curated record. Gene Ontology annotation, molecular function: protein binding. Bases 238 to 1203 code for a protein of 321 amino acids.